Humulus lupulus (European hop) is the source of this 1542-nucleotide messenger RNA. RefSeq lists its product as uncharacterized. NCBI's taxonomy places the organism in Eukaryota, Viridiplantae, Streptophyta, Magnoliopsida, Rosales, Cannabaceae. The coding region runs from base 4 to 1263 and encodes 419 amino acids. The record is from RefSeq and is a predicted model, not a curated record. Gene Ontology annotation, cellular component: nuclear inner membrane. Gene Ontology annotation, molecular function: chromatin binding. The transcript is spliced from 10 exons.
AUUAUGAGAAAAGCUAUGACAUUAGACGUCUCCCGACCAACCCGCCCUACUUUCAAUUACCAUUGUCAGCUGAGAAACAAAAGCCAUUUGAUCAUGUCUUCCGCUCCAAAGAAGCGCCCCAAACCCAAGUCGUCUUCUUCUUCUCCUUCUCCUUCUCCUUCUGCAAACUUUUCGCUUAAAUCGUUUUUCUGGGAACCACCCGAUAAUUUCUUUCCCUCCAAGGACGACUUCUUCAGACUCAUCGCUGGUCUCGCAAUUGCAGCUUCAAUCGCUGCGGCCUGCAAUUUUUUCGCCAAUUCUUUCAUGAAUACUCAGCCUAAACCUUUCUGCGAUAGCGGUGUGGAUCACUCGGAUUUGCUCUCUGACCAUUGUGAACCUUGUCCAAGUAACGGACAAUGUUAUCAAGGCAAGUUGAAGUGUGAUAGUGGCUAUAGGAAGCGUGGAAACUUAUGUAUCGAAGAUGGAGAUAUUAAUCAAACAGCUAAGAAACUUUCGGAUUGGGUACAAUUGCAUCUUUGUGAAUCUUAUGCUCAAUAUUUGUGUGGUGGACCGGAGAUAAUUUGGGUUCAGGAGGAUGAUGUAUGGAAUGACUUAGAUGGGCACAAGCUGAUGGAACAUGCUGGUUCCGGCAAUGCCAUUACUAACAUUACAAAGCAUAAAGCCACCAGAAUCAUUGAAAAAGUAUUAGAGACUAGGACAAAUGUUCAGGGGUUCAAAGAAUGGAAGUGUCCAGAUGUUCUAGCAGAAAAUUACAAAUCUUUUUCUUGUCGCGUACAUCAAUGGAUCUUCAACAAUGUGCUAGUGAUUUUGCCAGUUUGUGUGCUGCUUAUGGGAUUCAUAUUACUGAUCUGGAAAGUCCGUCAGAAGCUAUAUUUGUCAAAAAGAGUUGAAGAGCUUUAUCAGCAGGUUUGUGAAAUACUUGAAGAGAAUGCCUUGAUGUCAAAUAGAGCGAAUGGAGAAAGUGAACCAUGGGUUGUUGCAUCUAGGUUGCGGGAUCAUCUUCUAUCUCCAAAAGAGAGGAAGAACCCUGUUUUAUGGAGAAAGGUAGAGGAGUUAGUUCAGGAAGAUUCUCGCUUAGAUUGCUAUCCUAAGCUGGUGAAAGGUGAAUCAAAAGUAGUAUGGGAGUGGCAAGUUGAAGGCUCUUUGAGUUCUACAAAGAUAAGAAAAAAGAGUGAGACAAGCAAGUUAAAUUUCACUGAGAACGUGAACAUAUAUUCUGCUCAGCCCCACCACAGAUUAAAGACAGAGGCACAGAUCUUUUGACUUGGGGACAUUUCAAUAUGUAAAAGUCACCAAUAUCUUCUCAAAAUCCAGGGGCCAAAGUGAAAAAGAAGAAAAACAAAGAAACUUAGAACUUAUUUAUUAAGAUAUGCAAUUUUUAACAAUAACAUUGGCGUGUACACAUGUAUGAUGCUGGAUUAGAUGAUUGGUUGGUGGUGAGCUUUUGAAGAAGAAGCCUCUUUUCCCAAGAUGUUUGUAUCAUUAUAAUGUAUUUUAACAUAAUCUAUAUUGUUUUGAAAUAUGAGCUUUUGAGCUUAGUAA